GAAAAUUAUUCAACGCAUUGGGUGCCGCGAUUUCUCACACCGGAGCAAAACCUGAAUCGUUUGAGUGUUUCACGCGACCUUUUGGCACGUUUUCGUCAAAAUCCAAAUGACAUUUUGCACUGUUUCAUAACCGUCAACGGAAUUUGGGUUCGUCAUGUCAUUAUACUCCAGAAACCAAAGAACAAUCCUAACAACGGAAUGGACACGCCAAAGAAAGGAUAAAAAGGUUUUGUCAGUAGUAAAGAUUAUGGCAACUAUGGUUUGGGAUUCUCAUGGUGUUAUCUUGGUUGGCUACUUGAAAAGCGGAAAAACAAUAAAUGAUGAAACUAUAAACACUGGCACUAGCCCUCGCCAAAAGCAUCUGAAUGAUACUCAAACUAAAAUCGAACCCAGAGUCGAAGAAAGCGAGGAACACAUACCAAAAAUGACUGAAAACAACGUUCAAGAAAAUGGGCAAUGGAUCAUAGGAGACGAAGAACGGGAAGAAAAAGAAGAUGUCUUCUUACAAAACGACGAACUCGACAGUCCCCCUCCUGCUGCCCCAUCCGAUGGCAAAGGGGGUUAUUCGAGCUCCGGCUGGAGUGCCGCAGCUAAAGCAGAAUUGUUGGAAAAAAGAAAAACACUUAAGCCUAGCAUGUCCCAAGGGACUGUUAUGCUUCAUAAUAGACAAGAAGAGAAGAAUUUUACCGUAGCCACUCCAGAAGAAUUUGUAAAACGGUUCAAUGGUACUAGAGUAAUUAAUAAGGUUUUAAUAGCAAAUAAUGGUAUAGCAGCAGUAAAAUGUAUGAGAUCAGUAAGAAGAUGGUCGUAUGAAAUGUUCAAAAAUGAAAGAGCUGUCCGUUUCGUCGUUAUGGUAACACCAGAAGAUCUUAAAGCCAAUGCUGAGUACAUCAAAAUGGCCGAUCACUAUGUACCUGUACCUGGAGGAACAAAUAACAAUAACUAUGCCAAUGUAGAACUUAUUAUUGACAUCGCUGUUAGAUGUCAAGUACAGGCCGUGUGGGCAGGAUGGGGUCAUGCUUCAGAAAAUCCAAAAUUGCCGGAAUUACUUCAUAAAAACAACAUUGCAUUUAUUGGUCCAAAUGAGAAAGCUAUGUGGGCAUUGGGAGACAAAAUUGCCUCUUCUUUGGUAGCUCAAACUGCUGAAGUACCUACUUUACCCUGGUCUGGUUCUGGACUAACUGCACAGUACAGCGGCAAAAAAAUUAAAAUAUCAUCGGACCUCUUUGCCAAAGGUUGCGUCCACACAGCUGAGGAAGGUUUAGCCGCAUCUCAUAAAAUAGGAUUUCCGGUUAUGAUUAAAGCUUCAGAAGGUGGUGGUGGUAAAGGUAUCAGGAAAGUAGAACAUCCUGAUGAUUUUGCAGCAGCUUUCAGACAAGUACAAACUGAAAUACCCGGUUCUCCUAUCUUUGUAAUGAAGUUAGCUAAAUGUGCGAGACAUUUGGAAGUACAAUUGAUAGCUGAUAUGUAUGGUAAUGCUAUUUCUCUUUUUGGUCGUGAUUGUUCAAUACAAAGAAGACAUCAGAAGAUCAUAGAAGAAGCUCCAGCUGUUAUUGCUGAGCCAUCCGUAUUCGAAGAUAUGGAGAAGGCCGCAGUAAGAUUGGCCAAAAUGGUAGGUUACGUUUCUGCAGGAACAGUAGAAUAUUUAUAUGAUCCGUCUGGACAAUAUUAUUUCCUGGAAUUGAAUCCUAGGCUUCAAGUUGAACAUCCUUGUACAGAAAUGGUUUCAGACGUAAAUUUACCAGCUGCGCAAUUACAAAUUGCUAUGGGUUUACCUUUACAUUACAUCAAAGAUAUAAGAUUAUUGUAUGGAGAAUCUCCUUGGGGUUCUACAGAAAUUGAUUUUGACCAACCUAGGCAUAAACCACAACCUUGGGGUCACGUUAUUGCUGCAAGAAUUACAUCUGAGAAUCCCGAUGAAGGUUUCAAACCCAGUUCUGGAACAGUUCAGGAACUGAAUUUCCGUUCUUCGAAAAAUGUAUGGGGUUAUUUCUCAGUGGCAGCUUCAGGAGGAUUGCACGAGUUUGCCGAUUCACAAUUUGGGCAUUGUUUCUCGUGGGGUGAAAAUCGAGAACAAGCCAGAGAAAAUCUAGUCAUUGCUUUAAAAGAAUUGUCUAUUAGGGGAGACUUUAGGACGACCGUUGAAUAUCUUAUAACUUUGUUAGAAACAAAAACUUUUCAGGAAAACACCAUCGACACUGCCUGGUUAGAUAUAUUAAUUUCUGAAAGGAUGCAAUCUGAAAAACCAGACAUCAUGUUAGGAGUAAUAUGCGGUGCCCUGCAUAUAGCUGAUAAAAGUAUAACAAAUGCAUUCCAAGAAUUCCAGACUUCGCUAGAAAGAGGACAAAUUCAAGGCUCCAAUACUCUUACAAAUGUUGUAGACGUUGAACUCAUCAAUGAUGGUAAUAAAUACAAAAUACAAGCUACCAAAAGUGGCCAGAACACAUACUUCUUACACAUGAGCGGUUCGUUUAAGGAAAUUGAACUACAUAGAUUAAACGAUGGUGGAAUUUUACUUUCUGUGGACGGCGCAUCUUUUACCACAUAUAUGAAAGAAGAAGUAGACCGUUAUCGCAUAGUUAUCGGUAACCAAACUUGUGUAUUUGAAAAAGAAAACGAUCCCACAAUUUUAAGAUCACCAUCAGCCGGAAAACUAAUAGGUUAUGUUGUAGAAGAUGGCGGACACGUGCAGAAAGGACAGGCAUAUGCUGAAAUCGAGGUUAUGAAAAUGGUAAUGACAUUGACAGCUAAUGAAUCUGGUACUGUCACUUAUAUCAAACGCGCAGGUGCUGUUUUAGAUGCAGGAUCUAUCAUAGCUUCCCUAGAAUUGGACGAUGCUAGUUUAGUAACCAAAGCCGUUCCUUAUACAGGACCAUUCCCGGAAUUGGAUGUUUCUCAACCAGUCAUACCAGAAAAAUUAAAUCAUGUACAUACUAGUUAUAGGAUUGCUCUAGAAAAUACUUUAGGAGGUUUUUGUUUGCCUGAUCCUUAUAAUGCUCCCCGAUUGCGUGAAGUUAUCGAAAAGUUUAUGGCGUCCCUACGGGAUCCUAGUCUUCCUUUACUAGAACUUCAGGAAGUUAUGGCAUCAAUUUCUGGACGUAUACCUGCGGCUGUUGAAAAGAAAAUUAGAAGAUUGAUGGCUUUAUAUGAAAGAAAUAUUACUUCCGUUUUGGCACAAUUCCCCAGCCAACAAAUUGCAAGUGUAAUUGACACUCACGCUGCCAGUAUGACAAAGAGAACAGAACGAGAUGCCUUCUUUUUGGCUACUGAAGGAAUUAUACAACUAGUACAAAGAUACCGCAAUGGUAUCCGAGGUCGUAUGAAGCACGCCGUCCAAGAACUUCUACGUCAAUACUACGACGUAGAAAACCAAUUUCAGCACAGUUCCUACGACAAAUGCGUGUCUCUUUUACGCGAAAAGCACAAAGACGACAUGGCAGCUGUCACGGCCACCAUCUUUUCGCACAGCCAAGUUGCCAAGAAGAAUCUUUUGGUCACUAUGCUCAUCGACCACUUGUGGUCCAACGAACCAGGAUUGACAGAUGAAUUGGCUAGUUGUUUGACAGAAUUGACAUCGUUGAAUAGAAGUGAGCACUCUAGAGUAGCUUUGAGGGCGAGACAAGUGCUUAUCGCUGCACAUCAACCCGCUUACGAAUUAAGACACAACCAGAUGGAAAGUAUAUUCUUAAGUGCUGUCGAUAUGUACGGACAGGAAUUUCAUCCGGAAAACCUUCAAAAACUCAUUGUAUCCGAAACGUCUAUAUUCGAUAUUCUCCACGACUUUUUCUACCACACCAACCGCACAGUUUGCAAUGCUGCCUUAGAAGUGUACGUCAGAAGAGCUUAUACGAGUUACGACAUCAGUUGUUUACAACAUUUGGAACUCAGCGGGGAAGUACCUCUCGUUCAUUUUACGUUUACCCUCCCUCCAUCGCAUCCGAAUAGGUUGGUCAAACUUAGUUCAGCCAUGGAAACUACUGAAGAGGAAAUGAAUCAAGAAGUAAAAAUAGUUGACACGUUCCACAGGACUGGAUGCAUGGCAGCUUUUGAAAAUUUCCAACAAUUUGAACAAUACUCUGACGAAAUUUUGGAUCUCAUUGAAGAUUUCGCCAGUCCGGCCGCUAUUUCUGCCAAAGAUCUUAAUGCAGUCGAAAGUGGUUCUGAAUCGAGAGGAAACAGUACCUCUAUUAAUGUCAGUUUAUCUCUUGAACCUAGAAGGCCCAGUACUGACGAAAAAAUAAUCGAAGAGCCUAUUCAUAUCUUGAUGAUAUGCAUUAAAGAUGAAGGGGAUAAAGACGAUUCUACAAUGAGCAAAAUAUUUAAUGGUUUUUGUCUCAAACACAAAGAAGAACUUCUGUCGCGCAAAAUUCGAAGGAUUACUUUCUCGCCCUUGAAACAUAAACAGACACCUAAAUUCUUUACUUAUAGAGCUAGAGAUGGUUUCUAUGAAGACAGAAUCUAUCGUCACUUGGAACCCGCCAGUGCUUUCCAAUUAGAAAUUAACAGAAUGAGGUCUUAUAGCCUUGAAGCGUUACCUACAUCCAAUCAAAAGAUGCACCUUUAUCUCGGAAAAGCCAAGGGAGCGGGAGGCAAAGAAGUCACUGACUACAGAUUCUUUAUUCGGUCGAUCAUCAGACAUUCGGAUCUUAUUACCAAAGAGGCGUCUUUUGAGUACCUUCAAAAUGAAGGAGAACGGGUUAUUUUGGAGGCUAUGGAUGAGUUAGAAAUAGCCUUCUCUCACCCGCAAUCAAAGAGGACUGAUUGUAAUCACAUUUUCCUUAAUUUUAUACCGACUGUUAUUAUGGAUCCAACUAAGAUCGAAGAAGCCGUGACAAACUUGGUAAUGCGCUAUGGUCCAAGAUUGUGGAAGCUUAGAGUACUUCAAGCUGAAAUCAACCUCAUUAUCCGCCCAUCUCCUAAUGCAGGAUCAUCGAAAAUUCGUCUCUUUUUAGCUAAUGACAGUGGUUACUAUCUAGAUAUUAGCUUGUACACUGAAAUAGCUGAUCCGGACACAGGUAUUAUCAAGUUCCAAUCUUUUGGGUCAAAACAAGGUCCUUUGCAUGGAUUACCGAUAUCUACUCCAUACAUUCCUAAAGACUUCUUACAACAAAAGAGGUUCCAAGCUCAAUCUAUUGGUACUACGUAUGUCUAUGAUUAUCCCGAUAUGUUUAGGCAAAUGGUAGAUCGGCACUGGAAGCAAUACAGUCAAGAAAGAUUGAGUGAAAACAUUGUUAUUCCGGAUAAACUGAUGGACUUUGUCGAACUAAUUCUCGAUCCUGAAACCGAAAGUAGGUUAAUAGAACAAAAAAGGGUACCGGGAGAAAAUAAUGUUGGCAUGAUAGCUUGGAGACUUACCUUAUACACACCUGAGUAUCCUUCUGGUAGAGACAUCAUAGUCAUUGCUAACGAUGUCACCUAUUUAAUUGGUUCGUUUGGGCCCAGGGAAGAUAAGGUAUUUGGAUUAGCUAGCGAAAUAGCAAGAAAAUUGAAACUUCCGCGAAUUUAUAUGUCUGCGAACAGUGGUGCUAGAAUAGGUUUAGCAGAAGAAGUAAAGGCUGUCUUUAGGGUAGCCUGGGAAGACAACAAAGAACCCGAUAGGGGCUUCAGAUAUUUAUAUUUGACACCCGAAGAUUACGCCAAAGUUAGCGCUACGAAUUCAGUAAGGGCUGUUUUAAUUGAAGACGAGGGUGAAUCUAGAUACAAAUUGACCGAUAUUAUAGGUAAAGAUGAUGGCCUUGGUGUUGAAAACUUGAAAUAUGCUGGUAUGAUAGCUGGUGAAACGUCAGCCGCUUAUGAAGAAAUUGUAACAAUUUCCAUGGUUAGUUGUAGAGCUAUCGGUAUUGGUUCCUAUUUAGUACGUUUAGGUCAAAGAGUAAUUCAAAUUGAAAAUUCCCAUAUCAUCCUGACUGGAUAUUCUGCUUUAAAUAAGUUGCUUGGAAGGGAAGUUUAUGCUUCAAAUAAUCAACUUGGAGGUAUUCAAAUCAUGCACAACAAUGGUGUAACACAUAAAACUGAUCAAACUGAUCUUGAAGGAAUUUACACUAUUUUAAGAUGGCUCUCUUACAUUCCAAAGGAUAAAAUGUCUACUAUUCCAAUUAUUGAUUCAGUGGAUCCAAUAUCCAGGGAAGUUACUUUUACACCAACUAAAACUCCUUAUGAUCCAAGAUGGAUGCUUGAAGGAAGGCAAUCUCCAAAUGACCCUGCAGUUUGGGAAAGUGGAUUCUUUGAUAAAGGUUCUUGGUCAGAAAUUAUGCAACCCUGGGCUCAAACUGUAGUCGCUGGAAGGGCCAGAUUAGGUGGUAUACCUGUAGGAGUAAUAGCUGUUGAAACAAGGACUGUAGAACUGACUUUGCCUGCCGACCCAGCUAAUUUUGAUUCCGAAGCAAAGACUAUUUCUCAAGCUGGUCAAGUAUGGUUCCCAGAUUCUGCAUACAAAACUUCUCAGGCCAUUAAAGAUUUCUCCAGAGAAGACUUACCAUUAAUAAUUUUCGCCAAUUGGAGAGGAUUCAGUGGUGGAAUGAAAGAUAUGUAUGAACAAAUUGUGAAAUUCGGAGCCUACAUAGUUGAUGGUCUUCGAGAAUAUAAACAACCAAUAAUCAUCUACAUUCCACCUAAUGGAGAACUUAGAGGAGGUGCUUGGGCAGUUGUUGAUCCCACAAUUAACUCUAGGUAUAUGGAAAUGUACGCUGACAACGAUUCUAGGGGCGGUGUCUUAGAACCAGAGGGAAUAGUAGAAAUUAAGUUUAGAAAGAAGGAUCUACUUAAAACGAUACAUAGAAUUGACCCAGAAGUGAGAGAACUAGAUGAACAAGUCGCACAAAUAAUGAGAGAAAUUCCCAGAGACCGUUCAGCCAGCAUAACUCCGCAGGCUCGUGAACGUUCAAUGAGCAUUACCCAAGCUAUUGAAAAGCCCAAGCCGCCAGAGGUCCUCGGUCUUGAAAAGAAGAUCCAACAAAGGGAAAACUUCCUGCUACCUAUGUACCACCAAGUUUCCGUACAUUUUGCAGAUUUACACGAUACUCCUGAGAGGAUGUUGGAAAAAGGAGCCAUUAGUGAAAUUGUACCUUGGCGUAAAUCUAGAAGUACAAUCUACUGGCGAUUAAGAAGACGUCUUCUGGAAGAAAGGGUAAUUAAAGCUUUAAUCGAAGUUCAACCAGAAAUACAAGUUGGACAAGGAGAGGCCAUGCUCAGGAGGUGGUUCGUGGAAGCUAGAGGAGCUUCAGAAGGUUACAAGUGGGACAAAAACGAGGUAGUUGUCCAAUGGAUUGAAGAACAGCUAUCAAAACCAGCCAACGAGUCUAUCAUUUAUCACAAUAUUCAUGCAGUCAAGAAAGAUGCUGUAGUUAACCAUAUUAAGGUUACAUUAGAUGAUUGUCCAGAUGUAGCUCUAGAUGCAGUGGUAGCCAUAAUAGAAAAAUUAAGCGACAACCAAAAAGCAGAAGUGAUACGAACAUUGUCUCAACUUGGUUCAUUAGAAAAUAUAGAUUAGAUAAAUUGAUAAUUAAAUAUGACUGAUGUUUUGUUUUAAAAAUUGUACUUCAGGGAAUUUUUUAUACCAAAAAGUAAGCAAAAAUGAUGUUAUUUUUUAAUUUUACCAAUUUUUAUAUUUAAAAUUUUAUAUUUAUAUUUUUACGUUGGAUGACAAAUAUUUAAAUAUUUGUUGCGUACUUUUUGGGCGAACCUUGUACUAUAUUUCAAAGAAUUGCCUUCGUUAAAGGUGCUAAUUUUGAUAUUACUAUAUUCUAUUUUUUAUAAGAAUCUCGUAGUUUACCCAAUAUCUUAUUGUUUUCUGAAAUACUGGCGUUUUGGAUAAAUUGUUAAAAUGACAUGUGUUAUUCUUUAAUGUCAAAUAUAAACUCGGUAUAAUUUGGCAACUAAAAUAUUUGGGAAUGUCUUGAUUUUUUUUUAAUAUACAUAUUUAUUUUCUCUACUUUGGUGAAAUCUUAUUCCGGUAGGCUUUAAAAUUACAAAUUCCGUUAGUUGUAUAUUGUUUUUAAUUCGUUUUUUGUUAUUGUGAACAAAAAGAAUUUCACUUUGUAAUUUUGUACAUUUAUUAAAUUUGUGGUAGUUUCCUCAAACAAUAUUGUUAAUGUUUGUUAAUUAUAUUUGUUAAUAAAAUUUUAUUAUAAAAGUA
Messenger RNA from Psylliodes chrysocephalus, 8134 nucleotides. Lineage: Eukaryota; Metazoa; Arthropoda; Insecta; Coleoptera; Chrysomelidae. The record is from the annotation of a GenBank genome assembly.